Messenger RNA from Closterium sp. NIES-65, 1230 nucleotides. The record is from the annotation of a GenBank genome assembly. Lineage: Eukaryota; Viridiplantae; Streptophyta; Zygnematophyceae; Desmidiales; Closteriaceae.
AUGGUUCAAUCAGUCCUCUCGUCUGCCUUCUUGAUGACUCCCUCUCCCUUGCCCUCUCGAUUCCUUCCCUUGCCUCUGUGGCGCACUCCGUGCUGUACGCCAGACCGCCGCCUCCCCUUUUGCUUCUGCGCUGGUCCUGUCCCGCCUCGCUUCGCAGGUCCUCCGCACUCAUCCGUGCUCCUGCUCGCCCCCACUGCCGCUCUGGCGAGCAAUGCGCCCUCGCCCGUCCUUCCCUUAGCGUUCCGCGCUGCCAGUGCCUCUCGGGCGGUGGGGAUCUCUCGUCCCUUCUUCCUCCAUGCCCGCGGCGACUUUCUUGCAGAUGCCACUCCUCCUCCCAUCUCCCUCCCUGCUUACGCUGCAGAUCUAGCGAACGUGCCUCGCCCCUUGCCCUUCCCUCGUUGUGCCGCUGCGGAUCAGGCGAGCCAGACUCGCCAGUCCGUCUUCUAUCUCGUUGCCAAUGCUCAUCAGGCGAGCGCGCCCCGCCUCCCUGCCUCCCAUCAUGGUGCCGACGCGGAGCAGGCGAGCGCGACCCUCCGUUCCGCCCUCCUCCGCGCUGCCGACGCGGAUCAGGCGAGCGCGACCCUCCGUUCCGCCCUCCUCCGCGCUGCCGACGCGGAUCAGGCGAGCGCGACCCUCCGUUCCGCCCUCCUCCGCGCUGCCGACGCGGAUCAGGUGAGAACUCGUCCCUGGGCACUUCAUAUCGCAUCUCCGCUCACCCCCGCUGCUGCUCUGACGAAUGAUUCGCCUUCGCUCGCGUGUCCCGGCUGCUUCCAUGCUGCCGCUCUACCCCUGGCAAAGGUGACCACGCGUCACGCCUUCCUCUACGUGGCCGAUGCGGGUCUGGCGAGCGCAAUUCAUCACUUCGCCUUCCCCCUCCCUGCCGAUGCAGAUCUGGCCAGCACGACCUGUCGACUCGCUUUCCUCCGCACAUGUGAUGCAGAUCUGAUGCAUGCGGCCCCUCUUUUCGCCUUCCUUCGUCCUGCCGACGCGUAUCUAGAGGAUGAUCUUCUUCCGCACGCUCAUACGUCAUGGUGCUCCCGCGGUCUCCUCCACCGCGACGGCGCUCCCCUUCUCCCUGCGAGCUUGGCGCUCCCGUAUCUCGGCGACGUCGUCCGCCGCCUCCCUCUUCUCGUCGUCCAUCAAGCCGCCACGGAUCGCCGCCCGUCAUGGCAGAUCCCGAUCCGUCUCUGCCUUCGCGAACUGAUCUGCCUCCGCGUCGUUCACGCGUGA